AUGGCUGAAAUCCCCAACGCACAAUCUCAGCUGAAGUAUAAUACAGUUAGUGUCUACAAAAAUCGCAAAUUCACCGAGCGGUCGAUUUCGAUAUUUAAAAACAGUCGCGGCCGCUAUGUCUUAGCCGUCGGGUCAACUGAAUUUGAUAUGAAACUGUCAGUAGUUACACGGCGUCUUGACGAAGAUCGCAUCGAAGACGACAUCGCCGCCUUAUGUUUUCGUGUGAUAUCCGAUCGUGUUUUUAUCGUGAAAUGUUCGAAUUUAGAGUCGCUCAACUUUUGGUUGUGUUCGAUGUUUAAUAAGACGGAGAUACAGGGUUUCUAUGGGAUUCCCCUUCGUGUUGCCAUUUCAAAGUCUCAAUGGCGCUUUCCUCUUCCUUUAUAUAGAUCUUUACAGUAUUUAGAAAACCACAAAGGCGAUGAAUUAGUUGGAGUUUUUCGUCUGUCUGCGGGUGCGCAAGAGAUGAAAGAAAUUCGGUCCAAAUUUGAUCUUGGCAAAGAUUAUGACCCCGAAGGGUUUACUGAUUGUGUGUUAGCCUCUUGUGUAGUGAAAGAUUAUUUACGCGCGUUACCGGAGCCUUUGAUACCAUUUGAUUUGUAUCAAGACUUCAUUGCAAUACCAACAAGAAAGGAUGGGAAAGCCUUUGUUGAGAAACUUCCUCUUGAGAAUCAUAACACCUUGUGGUAUUUCUUCUCCUUCCUUCGGCGCGUCAUCGAAAAAGAAAAAAUCAACAAGAUGAAUUCGUUCAACAUUGCAACGUGCAUAACAUUGGGGAUAUGUAAAAAGCCUAAUAACAUCGCUAUUUCCGACUUGGAACACCUCGACAAAUCACAGAGUGCCGUUGUCUUCCUUCUCGACAAUUUCGACGAGGCGUUUGGUGACAUUGAAAAGUUGAAUUUAAUUGAAGGGAUGUCGGUGCCGUCAUAUCCAAUUCAAAUGGGGAUUGAAGUCGCAAAGACUUCUAAAGUCAUUGAAAAGAUGAAGGAAGAAAAGAAGAGUUAUCGAAAGAGUUUAAAAAGUGGGCAGUUCAGUAAAAGCCCAGCUAUUCCAAUCUUCACUACGGAAAGCGCUCAAGACGACUCGAGCUCCGAUCGACAAAGUCUGGCUUGCAUGCCACAAAGUUUGUUAUCUCCGCGAACUACAACGAGUGCGCGUGAACUUUGGCCGCGACGAAGUUUAGACAGAAAAGGUGUCGACAUCAAUGAGAGUGAAAGUGAGACGGCAUCGACCGCCGCAAAAGAUGACACAAAGUCGUCGAAAAAUGGGUCUGACAAACGAAGUCUCGAUGAGAACAAAAAGCGGAUGAAGAUCUCCGUGAGCAUCACAAAGUCAUCGCCAUCGCUUGUGACACUGAAACGGACGGAGAAGACCACCGACUUGACGUGUGAAGAGCUGAAAAUGAUUAUUAAACAAAAGGAUAGAGAUAUCGAUGAACUGUUGGUCAGAGUGAGAGCUUUAGAAUGUAAAAUAGAACAACUAAGGAACGAUAAGACUGAUAGAAGUGAAAGAAGUGAUCGAUCGGAUAAAAGUAUAAGUGAGUCUAUUGAAUAA
Messenger RNA from Entamoeba invadens IP1, 1551 nucleotides. RefSeq lists its product as hypothetical. The transcript has a single exon. NCBI's taxonomy places the organism in Eukaryota, Evosea, Mastigamoebida, Endamoebidae. The coding region runs from base 1 to 1551 and encodes 516 amino acids. Gene Ontology annotation, biological process: regulation of GTPase activity; signal transduction. The record is from RefSeq and is a predicted model, not a curated record. Gene Ontology annotation, cellular component: cytoplasm.